Molecule: messenger RNA, 1371 nt
Organism: Candidozyma duobushaemuli
Lineage: Eukaryota; Fungi; Ascomycota; Pichiomycetes; Serinales; Metschnikowiaceae
Gene: OST1
Product: dolichyl-diphosphooligosaccharide--protein glycotransferase subunit
Exons: 2
Coding region: 1-1371 (456 amino acids)
Cellular component (GO): membrane; oligosaccharyltransferase complex
Source: RefSeq, a predicted model, not a curated record
AUGCUCUGGCUGUCUUUCGUGUACACGGCGUUUUUCGCGUCAUUGUGUACCGCUUUGAACCCUUUCGCCGAGAAGACUUGGGAAAACUCAAAAUACUACAGAAACAUUGACCUCGCCAAGUCAUAUGUCAAAGAAUGGUCUCUUAUUGAAGCCACCAAUAUCGGCGACAAACCAUUGGAUUCUUACGUGUACGUGGUGAAUGACGGUUUCAACGCGAUCCCCCACGUGUCUUUCCUCGGCGUCACGCUCACCGAGCCAGCCCUGGAGAUCCAGCCUUUUGAACUCGAUAACGGUGUUUACAUGUUCAAGUUCCCUUACCCAGUGGCUCCUGGCAACUCGGUGGAAUUCAAGAAAAUCAAGUUGGACGAGACCCAGAAGUUGUUGCUCAAGAUGAACAAGUUCCCUCUUUCUGGCUACCCUACGGAGGAGUACUCUUUGGCCUUCACUGGUAUCACCAAGGGCCAGGAAAUGGACUUGCAGUUGGCCAACGUCACGCCGACCGCCGAUGUGCCGGAAUUGAAGGGCAAGGUCGAGGAGAACCUCUUGGUGUACGGUCCAGUGACUGCCCACAUCAAGCCCUUCACUAUGGUGCCCAUGGGUUUCUUGUACGACCACAACAUGCCCGUGCAGCGUGUCAUCAACCUUGAGAGAAGCGUGUGGUUCCCCGCCUCAGACGUGGACGUGAUCCAGAACGAGGAGUACUACGAGCUCACCAACAACGGUGCCGAGUUGAAGGAUGGUUUCUCCAGAGUCGACUGGAUGAAGGGCCGUUACGAGAUCUUGCGUAAGCACUUUGCUCUUGCUCAAUUGGAGUUCCCAAUGCACGAGAAGAUGCCUUACGAAAACUACUACAUCACCGACAAGGUCGGUAUGGUGUCGACCCACCAGAUCAAGAGCGGCCACCUCAUUGUGGUGCCUCGUUUCCCACUCUUUGGUGGCUGGAACUACAACUUCACUAUCGGCUGGACCAACAAGCUCGAGAACUUUGUGCACAAGGUGAAGGAUGAGCCAGACACAUACAUUGCUGCUGUUCCGCUCUUGAACACCCUCCAGGACAUCUACUACGAUGACGUGACGUUGAACUUGUACUUGCCAGAGGGUGCCGAGUUCCUCAACUUCAGCGCUCCUUUGGUGCCUCGCGAGCUCACCGUUGAUGACGAGAAGAGUUACCUUGACUUCUCUCUGGGCCACGUGAAGGUGUCGGCCACCUUCGAGAACUUGUACGACGACUUGGGCCAGCUCACAGGCUACGUCAAGUACAGAUACACGCCCAAGGCGUACUGGACCAAGGUGGGCCGCAUUGCUGCUUUGAUUUUCGCUGGUUUGACCGCCUACUACACGUUGGGUCUCUUGGAUCUUUCCACGAAAUGA